AUGGAGAACCACCAGAGGAUACCUAUAAGAAAGAUGCGCAAGUAUUUCAAGGGUACUGUAGCUCAAAGCUUCGAGCUUAACGUUACUAAGGGCGAACUUCAGGAAGCCACAAAAGCCGCCAACGCUCGUAAAAAGCGACAACAAGUUGACAGGAGACAUGUACAAACAGGUGGAGUAUUAUACGCUAGCGACGCGCGCGCGGCAGUACUUGCAAAGGACUCCCCAUUCGCGAAAGGUACCUCCGAUGGUGCUGGCGAUACCCAGAGCCAGCCCUCCGAGCCAGCGCCGUUCACGAUUAUUCAGUGGCAAAUGCCUAAAAAUGGCCAAGAACGAUGA
Messenger RNA from Trematosphaeria pertusa, 336 nucleotides. RefSeq lists its product as uncharacterized. The record is from RefSeq and is a predicted model, not a curated record. The coding region runs from base 1 to 336 and encodes 111 amino acids. The transcript has a single exon. Lineage: Eukaryota; Fungi; Ascomycota; Dothideomycetes; Pleosporales; Trematosphaeriaceae.